Scomber scombrus (Atlantic mackerel) is the source of this 4119-nucleotide messenger RNA. RefSeq names its product acyl-CoA synthetase bubblegum family member 2 (gene acsbg2). Gene Ontology annotation, cellular component: endoplasmic reticulum; membrane. The transcript has 15 exons. Gene Ontology annotation, molecular function: long-chain fatty acid-CoA ligase activity. Lineage: Eukaryota; Metazoa; Chordata; Actinopteri; Scombriformes; Scombridae. The record is from RefSeq and is a predicted model, not a curated record. Bases 156 to 2450 code for a protein of 764 amino acids.
CACAAGUUGUAGACCACAGUAGGCGGGCAAGCCGGGUUUUUAAUGUGUGUUUGGUCGGAAAAUUUGAAGUUCAGCACAGCGUUUACAGAAAGAGUAGAAGGAAAGAUAAACCUGUUAAAAAAUACACAAACGGUGUGAAGAAUUUGUGUCCAGCAAUGCAAUUGACUGCGUGUGAGCCCACCACCAUGUCUGAGGCCGUGGUGAUGGAGCCUCCCAGACCAGGCGGCUUCCUGGAGUCUUCCUGUAGUGCAGGGGACAGCGCUCCCUCCCUUGUGGAUACAGCAAACGAGUCAUCAGAGGAAGAGUACACAGGGGAAAGGGAAGAGGAGAUUUGCGCCCACAGUGAAGUCACCAGCAGCACCAAGACUACAGAAGUCCCUGCUGAGCAGACCUCAAACACACAAACAGUGAGUGCCCAACGCCCAGACUCUCUGUCAUUGCCAGCGGCCGCAGCAGAGCGCAGCAUGUGGACGUCUCAGUUUGACGCGGAGGUGAAACUGAGAAUUGGGGAAUCUGGCCUGGCUGCUGAGACCCCUCUGACAGUCAACCAGAUGCUCACCUCAGCCGUGGAACGUUUUGGCGACUUUACGGCUUUGAGCUGGAAGGAGGGCGAGCAGCAGAAGAGCCUGAACUACAGAGAAUACUACCAGUCCUGCCGUAUAGCAGCCAAGAGCUUCCUGAAGCUCGGUUUGCAGCGUUACCAUGGUGUCGGCAUCCUGGGCUUCAACUCAGCCGAGUGGUUCAUCUCUGAUAUCGGAGCCAUUUUGGCGGGUGGGUUUGCUGUGGGCAUCUACACCACCAAUUCUCCCGACGCAUGCCAGUAUGUAGCAGAAAACAGCAGGGCCAAUAUCAUCGUGGUGGAGAACCACAAGCAGCUGCAGAAGAUCCUGCAGGUUGAAGACAAGCUGCCACACUUGAAAGCCAUCGUCCAGUACAAAGAUGCACUAAAAGAGAAGAGACCAAACCUGUACUCUUGGGCCGAGUUUAUGGAGCUUGGACGUGAUGAGCCAGAUGCUCCUCUCGAUGAGAUAAUCGCCAGCCAGAAGCCCAACCAAUGCUGCACACUCAUCUACACCUCAGGAACUACAGGCCACCCCAAAGGAGUCAUGCUCAGCCAUGACAAUCUGACGUGGACAGCGCUCUCCACCAGCCAUCAUGUGCGUCUGACAGAGGCCACUCAGGCCCAGGAGGUGGUGGUCAGCUACCUGCCUCUCAGCCACAUCGCAGCUCAGAUGGUGGACAUCUGGGUCACCAUGAGAGUCGGAGGGGCCACCCACUUCGCUCAGCCAGAUGCCCUCAAGGGCUCUCUGGUAAAUACUUUGAAGGAAGUGCGACCCACAGCCUUCAUGGGCGUCCCACGGGUCUGGGAGAAGAUGCAGGAGAAGAUGAGGUCUGUCGGGGCCAAGUCUUCAACGGUGCGCCGGAAGGUGGCUGCCUGGGCCAAAGAUGUAGGCCUGCAGAGAAAUCUGAACAAGAUGAACCCAAGCGGAGCAGUCGGGCGCACACCGUUCACCUAUCACAUAGCCAAGAAGCUGGUGUUCAAAAAGGUGCGAAAAGCUCUGGGCCUGGACCGCUGCACUAAGUGCUACACCGGCGCCGCUCCCAUCACCAAAGACACCCUGGAGUUCUUCCUCAGCCUGGACAUCCCUCUAUAUGAGCUGUACGGCAUGAGCGAGAGCACCGGACCUCACACCAUCUCGCGCUCAGACGCCUUCAAGAUCACCAGCUGUGGUAAGGAGCUCCCAGGGUGCAAGACAAAGCUGCACAACCCAGACGAGGAGGGAAACGGUGAGAUCUGCUUCUGGGGUCGCCACGUUUUCAUGGGCUACCUCAACAUGCCUGACAAGACAGAGGAGGCCUUGGAUUCAGACGGCUGGCUGCACUCUGGAGACUUGGGCAAACAUGACCAAAACGGAUUCCUCUUCAUCACGGGACGAAUUAAAGAGCUGAUCAUCACAGCAGGAGGUGAGAAUAUCCCUCCGGUCCCAAUCGAGGAUGCAGUCAAAGAGGCUGUGCCGCUUAUUAGCAACGCCAUGCUGAUCGGAGACAAGAGGAAGUUUCUGUCUAUGCUGCUCACCAUUAAGUGCCAGGUGAACGCUGAAUCAGCCGGUCCAGAGGACGAGCUGACACCAGAAGCCAUUGAGCUCUGCAGUAAAAUGGGCAGCAACGCCACACGUGUCUCUGAGAUCACAGGUGGCAAAGAUCGCGAGAUCCACGCUGCCAUCCAGGAGGGAAUCAACAGAGUCAACGAGGAGGCCACCUCCAAUGCUCAGCGCAUCCAGAAGUGGAUCAUCCUGGAUCGGGACUUCUCCAUCGUUGGAGGAGAGCUUGGUCCCACAAUGAAGCUGAAGCGGCCGGUGGUCGUGAAGAUGUACAAAGAGCAGAUCGAGAACUUUUACAAAGAACUGGCAACUCCAACGACCCCGGACAACCCGCUGCCUCCCAAAUAGAGCUGCUGCAGACACACUUCACCUCAUUCAUCCAACUUCUCACUGUCGCCAUGUUUCUCUUGUAUAAAUGUUUUGAAUGCCUUACUUACUUUUUUGUUUGUUUGUUUGUUUGUUUUUGGGUUGUUCGGCCUCGGUUUACAUUUGUGGGUGUUGUACAAAAGGAUAGCAAAAGAGAAGAAGCCAUUGUAAAUUAGCUUUAUGAUUUUGAAGACGUUCUGGAUAAGCUCAACUAUUUAUUUGUGUUUGAGGAAAUGUCCGACAGAUAAUGAAGGAGCAGCAGCUGUAUGUAAGAAGGUUGUUAUUUGUACUGUUAUUCCUGACAUGAAGAGAGAGAAUCCAAAAAUUUAAGUUUAUAGGAUGUUUUUUUGUUUUCUUUUCUUUUAAAAAAGGAGUAAUUUGUGUUUUGGACGUGUUUUCUUUAUUUAUUUUUUUGCCAAAGUCAACGUUUACUACUUUUACUCUUGUAAAAUUUCAUGUUUACUUGCCUUUUACUUGUAUACAGUGGUUUUCUCUUGUCUUUAUCAGCCUGGUUUUAAAGAAAAUAGUUCAUUAUUUGUUUUGUGCAAAAGUCCAAAAACAAAAGAAAAGGUUUUCUACAAAUGUAGCGGCAUCACUCACAGCUGAGCAUCCAAAUUUUUUUGUUCUUUGUGUUGUACAGACGUGUCAUUGAAGCCAUAUAUUUUGCUUUUUUGUAAACGUAAAGACUCUGACUCUGGUGACAGCCUACGCACUUGCCUGGCCCUGUGGAAAUGUUUUCUAACAGCCCCUCCUGUGUGUAGACUUGCUGUGAAAAUGUUAAAUAUUCAAAGUAUGUUGUUUGCCUACAUCAUCAUCAUCACCUUCGCACUCGUCUUUAUUUAUUUUAGUUUAUUUGUCAGCCAUUUAUUGAACAGACCAGACAUCCCAUGCCUUUUUUUCUUGUUUUGCACUCGCACAUAAAUAAAAAAUAUCCGAAAUUUUAAAAAGUUAGAUUGUAGUUUUACAGCAAAUAUAUCAGCUGCAUUAUCCUUAUGCAACAUAUAUCAAAUGUUUAAAUGCUCGAGGUUUCCUUGAAGACAUUCCAUCAUUCUUCAAAGAAAAAUGUUUUAAAUGAAGUGAAAUACUAAAAAGAGGCUGUUGGAAUCCAAAGAGCUGAACUGUAUCUGUAUAUGAAGUAAUUGUAUAUAAGAAUAUUAAAGGUAUUUGUAGUACUCUGAUUAAAAAUGAAGGUGGGUUUGUUGGUUACGGCUCACUCAAAACUAAUCUGAAGUUCAGGGUAAAACAGAGCAAACAGCUAGAGAGCAAAAUGUGUGUAUCUGCUGUCUGCAUUGUAAUUUUAAAUAAAGGAAAUGAAGGUGAUUCAGUGCCUCACUGUCGGGGCGAGUGAGUUUUACUGCUAUAAAGCCACAUGUGAUCUCAGCACGUUCUAAUUAUUAAGAAUCAUGCUGUUAAAAUGUCAUUCAGCAAAAAGCCGGGCUUCAAACAGUGAAAGUUCACCCGACCAUGACAGAGAACUGGAUUUACCUGACCUUAACGAGCUGUUAAUGUUGUUUCUUAGCGACAUCAGGAUGGUAAAAUGGAAAUAUGCAUGACGCUGCCGGAGAGGAGAGCAAAGCGAGCGUGUUUCUGUCGACAGAAAUGUGAAUGUUCAUGUUUGUGAUCAAGUUAUGGAAUAAAAGAUGAAGAUGAA